Molecule: messenger RNA, 789 nt
Organism: Alternaria burnsii
Lineage: Eukaryota; Fungi; Ascomycota; Dothideomycetes; Pleosporales; Pleosporaceae
Product: nad-binding protein
Exons: 2
Coding region: 1-789 (262 amino acids)
Molecular function (GO): oxidoreductase activity, acting on the CH-OH group of donors, NAD or NADP as acceptor
Source: RefSeq, a predicted model, not a curated record
AUGACAUCUGUACAGCAGCUCUUCUCGCUCGAGGGCCAAACUGCCCUCGUAACAGGUGGCACGCGAGGAAUUGGUUCGUCAAUGGCCAUCGCCCUCGCAGAAGCAGGAGCGGAUAUCCUCCUCGUCCAACGCGAUACCAGCAACCAAACUACCAAACAAAAGAUCGAGUCCCUCGGCCGCAAAGCCACAAUCUACACUGCAGACCUCUCCUCCAAAUCCUCCAUCACCGCCCUCAUCCCCAGCAUCCUUUCCGACGGCCACAGAAUACACAUCCUGCUCAACUGCGGCGGCAUCCAAAAGCGGCAUCCCGCGCACCAAUUCCCAGAUGAGGACUGGGACGCCGUGCUCCAAGUAAAUCUGACUUCUGUCUUUCAACUCUGCCGCGACGUAGGCGCACACAUGCUCAGCCAACCCGCGGACCUUCCCCUAGGUCGCCGCGGAAGCAUCAUAAACGUGGCUUCGUUGCUCACGUUCCAGGGCGGCAUUACAGUACCAGCAUAUGCCGCGAGUAAAGGUGGUGUGGGACAACUUACCAAGGCGUUGAGCAACGAGUGGGCGAGUAAGGGGGUCAGUGUGAAUGCGAUUGCCCCUGGGUAUAUUGCUACGGAUAUGAACGAGGCGUUGAUCAAGGACGAGAAGAGAGCGGAGAGUAUCCUCAGUCGUAUUCCGGCAGGAAGGUGGGGAGCGCCGGAGGAUUUCAAGGGCGCGGUAGUUUUCUUGGGAAGUGCGGCAAGUGCCUAUGUGAGCGGAGAGGUGCUUACUGUUGAUGGUGGGUGGAUGGGUAGGUAG